Molecule: messenger RNA, 1939 nt
Organism: Scophthalmus maximus (turbot)
Lineage: Eukaryota; Metazoa; Chordata; Actinopteri; Pleuronectiformes; Scophthalmidae
Gene: ccdc197
Product: coiled-coil domain-containing protein 42 homolog
Exons: 13
Coding region: 368-1519 (383 amino acids)
Source: RefSeq, a predicted model, not a curated record
AGUAGGAUAUGUUUGCUCAAUGUUUGCCUGCAUGUUUCUACUUCCACAAAAGUGAAACUAAUGAUGGGGAAAGUUCGGAUCUCGGUAAUUAUGAAGGAGUGAGCGCUCUCCUCCUCCUCUCGGGUCUUCACGAUCUCAUUUUCAUGCCGCUCAGUCAGCAAGCGCAGAACCGCCACCCCGGUAGUUGCCAUGACAACGGAGAUACGAUCCUGGCGCAUUCUCCGUUGUCUCCCGUUGGUUGCCGGGCAACCGCCACACAAAUCCAGGAAAACAUCCGGCAAAGAGCCUCGAUCCUGCCGAACGUAGAGAAACGUGCAGUACUUGUUUACUCGUCAACGGGAUUCCAGGACAGUAAAUCUACAACAACAUGGCGGCUUCUUCCCUUCCUUUCUUAGACAACAGAGAUCCCCGUCUGAAACUCAGCGUGGGAAACAGAAUACGAAACGUUUUUGUAACGCAGUCUGAAGACACCAGACAUGGAGAAGAGAAAGAUGUCAAUCACAUACCUGUUGUUACAGAGACUUCUAGCAGAGUCCUUGAGGCAGGGGUGAACACUUUGCAAAAGACCCUGGUUCUGAAGAAACAGGCUGCAUUGGACGAGUUGGACAAGUUGCUUGCACUCAAACGGCACGAGUUUAAGAGCGGUGCGGAGUCUUUAGCAGAGAGAAGGUCUGAACUGGAGAUAAAACACCACCAGACUAAAGAAAGGGCGAUGAAAUUCGAGAGGUUUGUGGCUGAGAAUGAACUGAAGCGACGCAGUGCACUGAAGAAGUAUGAGGCUGCACAGGAGCAAAACGUUUUGAAGCAGAGAGAGAUAGAAGAUCUGACAGAACAGCUGAAAGCACUUUGGGCCAGACAGCAAGUUUUAAAAGAGAGAAUGACAAAAUACAAAAUCUAUGAGGACUACUUGAUGAAAACACUUGAUUAUCUCCCCAGCACUUACCUUGAUAAUGGGUCUGAAUCCUUGGUUAUGCCCAUCAUUCACCGUCACGAGACCCUGACCAUCACCAAACAGGAGAUGCUGCAACGCCUGGGCCGCCUGGAGGAGGAGGUGGAGGGCGGCCAGCGACAACUGCAGACCAUGGAGCAGGAGCACACCAUAAAGAAACUGAUGGCCAACAGAAAACUGUCUGAACUCCAGAGUGAGUUAGAAAUGCUUGAAGAGAAGAACAAGCAGGCAGAGGUUAACCUGCACAUGGUGCAAGGCCUGUCCAGAGAGAAGAUUGAGGAAGUGGGACGCUUGCUUAUGGCCAUCAACAACCUUGCAGAGCAGUGUCAUCUACCAGCAUAUGGUCCUCUGGAAAACAUGAGCGUACUGACGAUGAUGGACAUGGUGAAGGAGUACAUUCUGGACAAGGCCGACACGGAGAAAAGAGCGAGGAGGCUGAUGGAGUCUGGGUCUGCAAUGACGAGCCGAACAGCUUUGACGGACAAACGAGAGAGGGGGUCAAUGAAAAGCACGAGCAGCAAAACACAAAUCAAAAGUUCAAGCAAAGCCUUCAGAGGAUACACUCACUGAUGACCAGUGGUGAUGAGUGACAAGUACAUUAUUCAGUAUCGCAGCUGAAUAAAGGUGUUCGCUUCUCGGCAGAUGGAGGCUGCCGCUCUGAUCUCAUGCAGGGAGGACAUUUCUUCACUGUUUCCACAGCAAAUGCCUGGUGCCAAACACAAAGUAGGACUGAAGGAUUUAAGCAGCCAGUUCUCCUCUGUGAGGAAAGUGCGCGGCGAUGGAAACUGCUUCUACAGAGCCUUCUGCUUCGCUCACAUGGAGUCGGUCCUACGUGAUGCCAGAGCUUUGCAGAGGUUGUACAUGUGUUGGAGCAGUGCCAGGCUGACGAGCAGGACACGCUACUGAGGCUCUUCAACGAGCAGACCACCUCUGAUAGUGUGGUGCAGUAUCUCAGGCUGCUCACCUCAGCACACCUGCAAAACCACGCAG